Lolium perenne is the source of this 390-nucleotide messenger RNA. RefSeq names its product NAC domain-containing protein 86-like. The record is from RefSeq and is a predicted model, not a curated record. Gene Ontology annotation, molecular function: DNA binding. Gene Ontology annotation, biological process: regulation of DNA-templated transcription. Lineage: Eukaryota; Viridiplantae; Streptophyta; Magnoliopsida; Poales; Poaceae.
AUGGCGCCGCCUUCGCUGCCCUGCGGUGCCUCCUUCUCCCCGGAGGACGCCGAGCUGAUCACCGUCUACCUCAACCGCAAGAUCGCCGGAUCUCCGCUCCCCGCCCCCACGGCGCACUACGUCCACGACGCCGACGUCUACGCCGCCGAGCCCGCGGCGCUCGUCGCCGGCCUCCUCGCCGCGUCGGCCAAGAACGGCGGGGGGAGCGAGGAGUGGUAUUUCUUCACGUCCGUCAAGGCCAAGAGCAGCCACGACACCCGCAGGUGCCGCACCGUGGCCGGAGGCGCGGGCACCUGGCACUCCGAGAAGGGGCGCCGCGACGUGCUCGACAGGGACGAGGUCGUCGGGUACCGCCAGGUGUUCACCUUCGAGCCAAGGAACUUAUUUUAA